AUCCCGGCCACCUCUCCCAGCAGGCAGGGACCGGCAGCUCUGCUCCACUGGGACUCAGCACCAUGAAGCUUUUCACGGGCCUCAUCUUCUGCUCCUUGGUCCUGGGUGUCAGCAGCGAAUGGUAUUCGUUCUUUAGCGAGGCUGCUCAAGGGGCUUGGGACAUGUGGAGAGCGUACUCUGACAUGAGAGAAGCCAAUUACAUAGAUGCAGACAAAUACUUCCACGCCCGGGGGAACUAUGAUGCCGCACAGAGGGGACCUGGGGGCGCUUGGGCGGCCAAAGUGAUCAGCGACGCCAGAGAGAAUUCUCAGAGAGUCACAGACUUUUUCAGGCACGGAAGCAGCGGCCACGGAGCAGAGGACUCGAAGGCUGACCAGGCCGCCAAUGAAUGGGGCCGGAGCGGCAAAGACCCCAACCACUUUCGACCUGCUGGCCUGCCUGACAAGUACUGAGCUUCCUCUUUGCUCUGCACUCAGGAGAGGGGUGGGAGCCCUCUGAGGGCAGGGACACUUGGUCAUUGAGUUCUCUGUCCACAGAGGCUGAUGGAGGGCACCUGACAGGUGUCUAAUAAAUGCUUAAGGGACUGUU
Messenger RNA from Lynx canadensis (Canada lynx), 588 nucleotides. RefSeq names its product serum amyloid A protein. NCBI's taxonomy places the organism in Eukaryota, Metazoa, Chordata, Mammalia, Carnivora, Felidae. The record is from RefSeq and is a predicted model, not a curated record. The transcript is spliced from 4 exons. The coding region runs from base 63 to 452 and encodes 129 amino acids. Gene Ontology annotation, cellular component: extracellular region.